AGCUCCUUGUUGAAUAAACCAACAGCCGUUGAUUCAAAGAUCACAUGCAGCCAUCAGCGCUUCACCAGCAUGCAAUAAUCUAAACACAGGAUAUGAAGCCCCAGCUAAUCCAAAGUCAUAACCAUGAUGGUAAUCUUGUGUAAACUGCAGAGCUGAAACGUGUGUCAGAACCCCUGAGGGUCGAUGAAGCCUCCGGCAGGUUAAUGAUUACUGGAGCUUUGCUUAUUUGCCGAUCAGCCUGGAGCCACACAUCAGACUGACGGGGAGCUGCUGGAAGGGAAGCCAUGUCUGGGCAGCGUGUGUGUGUCUCAGAUUUUGAGGAAGAAGCCAAAAGGGUUCUUCCUAAAGCAGUAUAUGACUACUACCGCUCAGGAGCUGAUGGGCAGACCACGCUGGCCGACAAUGUCUCUGCCUUUAACAGGUGGUAUCUUAUGCCCCGUGUGCUGAGGGAUGUGUCCAUUGUGGAUCUGUCUGUCUCUGUGCUGGGCCAGAAGCUUAGCAUGCCCCUCUGUGUUGGAUCAACAGCCAUGCAGAGAAUGGCUCAUCCUGCAGGAGAGACCGCUACAGCUAGAGCAUGCAAAGCAGUAGGAACAGCAAUGAUGCUGAGUUCCUGGGCUACCUCCAGCAUAGAGGAAGUGAUGUCAGCAAUGACAUCCUCACCAGACACCGGGGGUGUCCUCUGGAUGCAGCUUUACAUCUACAAAGACCGAGAGCUCACUCUGUCAUUGCUGCGCCGGGCAGAGAAGGCCGGAUACAAGGCUGUCUUUGUUACCGUGGAUACGCCUUACCUGGGAAAGAGAUUGGAUGAUGUGCGCAACCGUUUUAAAAUGCCCCCACAUUUAAGAAUGUCAAACUUCUCCUCAGCCUUGCUGUCCUUCUCUGAGGACGACUAUGGCAAUGACAGCGGUUUGGCUGUUUAUGUUGCUAAUGCAAUAGAACCGGCUCUUAGCUGGGACGACAUCACCUGGCUGAAGAAGCACACACGCCUACCUGUGAUCAUAAAAGGCGUUUUGAAUGGUCAGGAUGCUGUCCAGGCUGUGAACUAUGGGGUCAGUGGCAUACUGGUGUCCAAUCAUGGAGCUCGACAACUUGAUGGUGUUCCUGCAACGCUGGAUGUGUUGGAGGAGGUGGUGAAGGCCGUACAGGGUCGUUGUGAUGUCUUCAUGGAUGGAGGAGUGAGGCGAGGGACGGACAUCCUCAAGGCUUUAGCUCUGGGAGCAAAGGCUGUCUUCAUCGGUCGCCCUGUACUGUGGGGACUUGCCUGUCAGGGAGAAGAAGGAGUCAUUGAGCUUCUGGAACUUCUAAAGGAGGAGCUCCGACUAGCUUUGGCUUUGUCAGGUUGUCGAUCUAUAUCCGAGGUGAGCAGGUCCUUGGUGAGGAGAGUGAACUUCACUUCCAGGAUGUGAGAGAAGAAGCUGCUGCUGGAAUCCCAUAAUAAUCCACACUUGAUGGAUCACCCAGCAUGUCUCGUACCUAAUUGGUUCAUUAUUCAUGUGUCUGGAGUUGUUUGGCAACAUAUACAUAUGCAAACAAAUCAUCAAAUCAAAUGUGACUGACUAAGGUGUGCACAUAUUGGGACUAAUAGGUCUGGUAAUAUGAAAAAUAUUAGGAAUUAAUGCUAACAACAGGAAAAUGUUGAACUGUUGUUUUGGUUCCUUUCGCUACCGUUGGGUCAGAGCUGUGAUUGUUUGUAACUUGUCCAUCAUCACCUGUGAAGUAAAUCAGAGCACUGAUAAAAGGGUUGUUUUUACUGAUGGUCAUACUAUACAAUAAACAUCUUAACACUA
This is a messenger RNA of Girardinichthys multiradiatus, 1787 nucleotides long. RefSeq names its product 2-Hydroxyacid oxidase 1-like. Gene Ontology annotation, molecular function: FMN binding; oxidoreductase activity. The transcript is spliced from 8 exons. The coding region runs from base 285 to 1406 and encodes 373 amino acids. The record is from RefSeq and is a predicted model, not a curated record. Lineage: Eukaryota; Metazoa; Chordata; Actinopteri; Cyprinodontiformes; Goodeidae.